Molecule: messenger RNA, 2613 nt
Organism: Hippocampus zosterae (dwarf seahorse)
Lineage: Eukaryota; Metazoa; Chordata; Actinopteri; Syngnathiformes; Syngnathidae
Product: sodium/hydrogen exchanger 3-like
Biological process (GO): sodium ion transport; regulation of pH; proton transmembrane transport
Cellular component (GO): apical plasma membrane; brush border membrane
Molecular function (GO): sodium:proton antiporter activity
Source: RefSeq, a predicted model, not a curated record
AUGGCAACCCUGCGGCGGAGAACACUUUUACUUUGUGUGUUAUUGAUGGUUUCCCGAGGAUGGAGCCUGCCCGGCGCGGCCCCCUCGGAACACGAAGGACAUGACACGGAAACGAGCAGUGAUCACGGGAUGACCUCCUCAAGUCCGCACACAGAGACGGGCAAUGUGACGGGUUCUGGUCAUGAUGUGACAGGAGACGGUCACGGUGAAGAUGGGGGUCACGGUGGUGGGCCCAAGACCACUUUGUCGAUUGUGUCCUUGAAGUGGAAUCACGUCUCUGUCGCGUACUUGGUGGAUUUGUGGAUUCCAGUCUCCUUGAUCUGCAAAAUGAUAAUUGCGGCCAACCAUCAUGUGCUGAAUGUCAUCCCGGAGAGCGCCCUGCUCAUUUGCUUUGGAGUCAUCUUCGGCGGAAUGAUCUUGGUUGCGGAGAAGGUGCAGACCUUCAAGUUGACCCCCAGAGUCUUAUUCUUUUACCUGCUGCCUCAAAUCAUCCUGGAUGCGGGCUACUUCAUGCCAAAAAAGCUGUUCUUCGGUAACAUGGGGACCAUCCUUGUCUACGCUAUUAUUGGGACCUGCUGGAACGCGGCGAGCGUGGGACUGUCGCUGUGGGGCUUCCACAUGAGAGGAGCCAUGGGCGAUCUGGACAUCGGGCUGCUGCAAUACCUUCUUUUCGGCAGUCUGAUUGCCGCUGUGGACCCGGUGGCCGUCCUCUCUGUGUUUGAACAGGUCCAUGUCAAUGAGGUCCUCUUCAUCCUGGUGUUUGGCGAGUCGCUGCUCAACGAUGGCGUGACAGUGGUGCUCUUCAAUGUGUUUGAUUCAUUUGCCUCCCUGGGAGGAUCCCAAAUUGAUGCUGUGGAGAUCGUCAAAGGAAUAAUUUCGUUCUUUGUGGUGGCAUUCGGCGGCUCCCUGGUUGGCUUGGUGUUUGGUUUGCUGCUCUCUCUUCUAACCAGAUGCACUAAAAACAUUCAGAUCAUGGAGCCAGCCUUCAUCUUCGCGUUGGCAUACCUCUCCUAUCUUACUGCUGAGAUGCUCUCCCUUUCUGCCAUUCUUGCAAUUUUCUUUUGUGGCAUCAGCUGCCAAAAGUUCAGCAACGCAAACAUGGACGAAAGGUCUGUCACCACAGUCCGUCAUGUCAUGAAGGUGCUCGCCAACGGGUCCGAAACCAUCAUUUUUGUUUUCCUCGGAAUCUCUGUCGUUGAUAAGACAUUAUGGGUGUGGAACACGGGCUUUGUUCUCCUCACACUCCUCUUCAUCUUUGUAUAUCGGUUCAUCGGAGUUUUUUUCCUCACGUGGAUCAUGAACAAAUUCCGGCUGGUGCCCUUGGAGGUCACCAAUCAGAUUAUCAUGAGCUACAGUGGCCUGCGAGGGCCGGUUGCCUACGGCCUGGCAAUGAUGCUGGAUGAAAACAAAAUCAAGGAGAAGAAUUUAAUGGUCACCACCACUCUGAUUGUCAUUUAUUUCACUGUCAUCCUUCAGGGAGUAACUAUGAAACCUCUUGUUACUUGGCUCAAAGUCAAGAAGAGAGCUGCGGUGUGCGACAUCACACUUUUUGAAGAAGUGCAGAACAAGGCCUUCGAUCACAUGCUUGUUGCCAUUGAAGAUAUAGCUGGGCAAAAAGGACACAACUCAAUGAGAGCCAAGUGGAGUCAUUUUGAGGAGAAAUGGUUGUCCAGAAUUUUCAUAAAACCAUCCGCAAGGAAGAAUCGUGACUAUGGCUUGAAAGUUUUCCAUAAGCUGAACCUCAAGGAUGCUGUGAGCGACGUGGCUGAGGGCGAACGCGGGGGCUCUGUGGAGUUCAUCCGCAAUGAAUCGGCAUUUGUUGACUUCAAGAAGAAGUAUGGGGAAAAAUUCUCGCCAGACAUCAUGGCUAACAUGGCGGAUGAUAGGGGUACAGUGUCACCCAUGGGACGAGACUCAGUACCAUCAGUGAGCUUGGAAAUGCACGAGCAGACCAUCAAAGGUGUGAGGGAAGCAGAGGACAUCAACAGCCACCGCCGACUGCAGCAGCACUUCUACAAAGGCGGGAAACGGCACCGGCACAGGUACAGCCGGAGUCAUUUUGAGGUCAACGAAGAUGAGAAUGAGGUUCAGGAGAUAUUCCAGAAGACCAUGAGAAGAAGAAGAAGUUCGUAUCAGGGCUUCAUAAAGCAACAAAGUAAAAAGAAUGAACAUCACACGCAGUUCCUCGUGAAGUUGAUAACAUAAUUUCUUCUAGAUUUUGAGUUCUCAGAGGGAGACGGCGCAUCUGGCUAUCAAGCAUCAGGAGACUCACUCGCCAUGACGGUCACCCACAGAGUGGGAGCUCAUAUUGAGAAUCCUGCCUUCAUGCCAGAGCGGGACACUAUGGCACCCAUGCAGAUCCCACUGUGGUUAGAGGGGGCUGAGCUCGAUAGCUGCAUGGUGGCCCCCUCGCAGAGGGCCCAAAUGAGGCUGCCGUGGACACCCAGCAACCUGCGGCGCCUCGCCCCGCUAUGUACCAGUACUCGUUCCACGGACUCCUUCAUGCAAGCAAAUGCACCCGCCAUACAAGAGAGGGACGAAGAUGAGUUUCCACCACCGUUGACACCGCCUCCACCACCACCGCCUUCUGACAAGCCAGGGGGUCACAUGUAG